Molecule: messenger RNA, 468 nt
Organism: Lachancea lanzarotensis
Lineage: Eukaryota; Fungi; Ascomycota; Saccharomycetes; Saccharomycetales; Saccharomycetaceae
Gene: MLC2
Product: LALA0S13e00210g1_1
Exons: 1
Coding region: 1-468 (155 amino acids)
Biological process (GO): actomyosin structure organization; mitotic cytokinesis
Cellular component (GO): cytoplasm; myosin II complex
Molecular function (GO): cytoskeletal motor regulator activity; calcium ion binding; myosin heavy chain binding
Source: RefSeq, a predicted model, not a curated record
AUGGAACGCAGUGAGUCUGCGUCCUUUUCUCAAUUUUCCAAUGACCAAAUUCAGAAAAUAAGAGAUGUGUUUCAAUUCAUAGACGACGGUGGUGACGGUAAGAUUUCCAAAUCUGAUUUGCUCAAAACGUAUGCAAACCUUGGGAAAAAUGGCAUGGAGUCGCAGGUUGAGGAGAUGCUGGCUAGUGAGAAAGUGACAGAAUUGAGUUUCCCGGAGUUUCUGACACUAAUUGGUGGGAAAUUAACGGAAUUCCCCGAUGAGCAAGAAAUGGCAGACGCUUUGCGGGCGUUCGAUCGCGAUGGGACCAAUGAACUCAAUGCUGAUGUAAUUGAUUUGAGACAAAACUUGAGAGACGCCGGGUUUGAAAAUACUGCGGUCCUCGAAGCAAUCUUGAAGCAGUUUUCCACCGCUCAGCUAUCCGGAGAACGAAUUUUUAAAGGCAGGAAAUUUCUCGAUACCGUGGAAUGA